This is a messenger RNA of Lodderomyces jiufengensis, 1098 nucleotides long. RefSeq lists its product as uncharacterized. The transcript has a single exon. Bases 1 to 1098 code for a protein of 365 amino acids. The record is from RefSeq and is a predicted model, not a curated record. NCBI's taxonomy places the organism in Eukaryota, Fungi, Ascomycota, Pichiomycetes, Serinales, Debaryomycetaceae.
AUGAAAAGAUCAAUAUUCUCACUGCUGGAAAUAGAUGAUCAAUUAAUAAUGAGUGAUAUAGAGGAAAUAGAUUAUGAUUUAAUACCAAAUACUGACUUACAACCAAAACGAAAAAUAAUAUCUCAAUCAGCUCCAACUACACCUCAAAGUCAUAACAAUAAUUGUAAUCUACGAAUAAGUUUACCACCAGAUAACAAUAUAACAAAUCAAAUAACGAAUGAAUUAUUUCAAGUAACAAGCAACUUAAGAUUAAAACAAAAACAACAAAAACAACAAGAUGAUAUAAAUGAAUCAAUUGAUCCAAAUUCAAAAUUAUAUAAUUUAAUGAAAGAUUUGAAACAACUAGAAAAUUCAGAUUAUGAAAUGGAUGAUAUAACAAGAACAAGAGUUUUUUCAAAUAGAUUUACGAAUUCAAUAGAUCAAAUAAAUCCAGAUUUAAGUAAAUAUUUUCAAAUUCAUGAAGAUAACACCAACGAAAAAGAGUCUAUAACCACCAAUAAACCAUUUAAAGUUAAAAAGAAAUCAUUAACAUCGUUAACAAGACGUAAAAGUUUACCAUUAAUAGAAACAAAUAAUAUCCCUAAAAAAUCACCAUUAUAUAAAAAACAAUCCCAAACAAUUCUACUACAUGGAUUAUGUAAACCCAACAACAACCUAAAACCAUCAAAAUCAUGUUUCAACCUUCGUGAAUCUUCCAUAUUUUUAAUAGAAUCAUCAACUGGGUUUUUAAAUGAUGCUACUAAAUUUGCAACAGAAUUAAAUGGAUCAAGAAAUGAUAAUCUCCCAUAUCCUGAACAUGAAAAUGAAGUUGUUCAAAUUCCUACAAAUAAUUUAAAUAAUGAUAAUUUAAUUAAAAUGGCUAUAAUAAGGAUGAUAAAAAAGCAAUGGGAAAAUGAUCAAAAAAGUCGAAAAAGAGUUGGAUUUUAUUCUGAAAAUGAAUUUCAAUCUUACAAACAAAAUAAUUUAGAGAAUUCUACUACAACUACACCUAAAAUUGAUGAUACGAAUAGUCUUGGAGUUGAAUUAGUUUCUCAAUCAAAUAUAGAUAAUGAACCAAAAAAUAAAACUGUGAGAUGGGCAGAUAAUCUUGAGUGGUGA